Molecule: messenger RNA, 1096 nt
Organism: Oncorhynchus keta (chum salmon)
Lineage: Eukaryota; Metazoa; Chordata; Actinopteri; Salmoniformes; Salmonidae
Product: protein shisa-4-like
Exons: 5
Coding region: 265-1071 (268 amino acids)
Source: RefSeq, a predicted model, not a curated record
UAGAGAGGGGGGGAGCUAGACAGCCUGCGGUGCCGCUUUGUGGACAACAACUCCCAUUGUUGGGGCGGAGAGAGACAAGUAAAAUCUUGUUGGUAUAUCCAUUAUCUUCGUUUUGAAAAGCGCAUCUGUACAUUGUAUCGGAUUAGUAUGCGUUGAAUACUGCAUCCAUCUCCCAUCACUAGUUGGUUUGUCAUUUUUAGUAGGGACUUAGAAAGUAGCUAUCGUACCGGGGUUCGUGUUUAAGCAUCGGAAUUAACGGGAGCCAUGGCGAAAAGUCUGUCCCUUGUUACUGUCGUUUUGUGUGGGACUCUGAUCCCCUUCGUGACAGCUGGAGAGGACUGUGAAGCCUACCUAAAUGCCUUCAGCCAUUACAAAGCCAAACUGGACUGCAGUACAUUUCAGUGGUGCUGUGGAUCGUGUGAGAAUAGAUACUGCUGUAGCAGCCAAUCUCUCAGGCUGACUGAGUCUGAACAGGAAAACUGCAUAUACAGUGGCAAUAUGAGCACUUUGACCAUCUCGUCGUUCGUGGUGACAGCUGUCAUCUUCACCAUCAGUUUAAUCUGUUGCUGUGUGUGUCCCUGCUGUUGCCUGUACAAAAUGUGCCGGAAGCCCAGACCGGUGAUAGCUACGACCGCCCACACAACGGUGGUGAAUACUCACUACCCCCAGCAGCCCGUCCAGCCCUACCAGGGGGCCCCCCAGUACCCUGCCUACCAGACCGUACCGGUCCAGCCUGGGUAUGGGGUUCAGCCUCAACCCGGCUAUGGAGGUGGCCAGCCCAUACCCACAGCACCAGGCUACCAGGGACAGCCGUUCCAGCCAGGACCACCCCCUCCUUACCAAGAGACUGGUCCAGCCUAUCCUCCUGCUAUCCCAGUGUCUUAUAGUCAGGCUGGGUUCAGUCCAGGACAGCUAUCUUACCCCCUCCAGGCUCCAGCCCAGCCCAGCUACCCAGCCCAGCCUCAGCCAGCCUAUCCCUGUGCACCUCCCGCCCAGCCCGACUUCCUUUCUGCCCAGCCUGCUUACAACCCUGCCUUCAUGGAGCCCCAGCCUCCCAAGACUGGCAACUGAAGCAGCUCCUCCCCUCCCAUUCUCC